CAUUUCUUCCACACACAAGGCAAAUAAACCAGCUCUCAAUGGCCAAUAUGAAUGGGACACAGUUUUCUGUCCAUGCAGUCAACCAGCUUACAACCAGCCCAAACACCUCCAGUAACUCCAGCAGCACUUGGCAGUGGGAAGCAAUUCGGGGAAUCGAAAUUGCAGCUACUCUGAUCAUCUUCCUGGUGGGUGUACCUCUGAAUGGGCUGGUGGUCUGGGCACUUGGAAUGCGGCAUAAUCGUCACCUGGUGCGCAGAGGCAGCGGUGAGGAGACGCGUGCUGCCAGCAGUUUCCGUAUUUAUGUCCUGAACCUGGCCCUGGCUGACCUGGUGCUGCUCCUGCGUACCCCCCUAAUGUUGGGCUUCGUCGCUCACAACUACAGCUGGCCGUUCGGAGUAGUCUUCUGCCACCUGAUCAUGUUCCUGCGAGGUCUGGGGUUGUACGCCUCCGCUUUCCUCCUCUGUGCCGUGGCCCUGGAGCGAUGCUUGUGUCUGCUGAGGCCCGUGUGGGCUCGACUGCGGCGCCCCUCCUGGGCCGUUCCUCUGGCCUGUGUCGUCUUAUGGCUGAUGGCCGCCGCCUUGUCCGCCCCGUAUCUCUACUAUGCCGUCCUGAAGGAAGUCAACGGGAAAUACCAUUGCCUGGAGAGUGGGACGUUUAACAUGGGACUCUUUCUCACAGAAACAAUAGCAGGUUUCAUCUUGCCUCUGCUGGUGUUCUUAGGCAGUAACCUGGCUGUGUUGCUCACCAUUCAGCAAGCAGUGCCCCUAUCACCCACCUCCAGCAGCCCUUCAAUGGCCCGCAAGAUGACCAGGAUGUACCACGUGCUGUUUUUCACCAUGCUUCUCUUCCUCACCUGCUGGGUGCCAUAUUUUGCUUGUCGGUUCCUGCGGGCCUUGGCCAUAGAUCAACCAGAACGGGCCACACUGUAUAAAGGAGCGGUUUAUGGCACAUACAUAUCUCUGUUCCUGGUGUACAUCAAGUGCGCUCUAAACCCGGUGCUGUAUGUGUUUGCUGCUCGAGGCUUAGGCCGUGUUAUCAGAGCUUCAGUUGUCUCCACUAUUGAAAGACUUUUCAACGAUGAAAAUUCAGAUUCCAUUCGUAGGAAGUCACUUAAGAACUCACUUAAAAACUCACAAUUGUAGUUGGGAGGCCAACAACGUUUUAUUGUGAAUAAAUUUGGAGUCGUUCUAGUGUUAAAAUCAUAAAUGCCUUUGAUUUUUGAAAAUGUGAAAUGUUUUUAAAAUAACUUUUAACUGGUUUAUCCAUUUGGUCAUACGUCCCCAAAAAGUGAGCUGUGUAAAUAAAGGGACAGGCUUGAGGGGUUUCAUUACCGUAAAGCAUAGCAAAUGCUUUAGGCCACUGUUUUCCAAAUGCGUCCAAAAGCCAUAAAUGGACAAAUAAGUGAAUGUUAUUAAUAUGUUUUUAUAGGUGAAAUCCUUGUGUAACAAUGGGGGAUCCCAGAUUUGGAUCGAUGGCGCCCGACACUGAUUUUCAGAUAAAGAAAAAAUGUUAUGUCCCACCAUUUGUCAGAUGGACAAAGAGUGAAAAUUACAACACAACAGUGAAGUGCAUAAGGAGGAAUACACAUUCCAUUAAACACUGAUCAAGGCUUGGUUUUGCUAUUGUGCGCUGAAGAUUUAUGGACAUAACUGUAGUCAGUAUUAGUACAUGACGGAAGACGUCAGAAACGCUGCUUCUGUUGCGACACGCUUAAGGCAGGGUCAUAAUUGGGCAUAAAAGUGAAUUCAUGAAUCAUCUUGUAUGUUGAUCAAUGGGCAGGUAACACCCUCAUGGUAAAUGACAUGGAAAAAUGAACAGAUUAAUUUGCCAAUGCCGGUUUCCUGGCCCCAGGGUGAACAUUUUCUUCAAGAUGACGCACUAUUAAGCUCACGUGUGCUAUCUCUACUAGGUUCCAAGAAACUUGAUACAGAGUUUUUCUUAUCAGUAUCAGCAGUGACUCAGAUCCAUCAAUCUGAUGACCUCAAAGUCAAGAUGUCCAGACUAAACAGGUCCUCGUCUAUAUAUCUGACUGCUACUAGUUGUGCAAUUAAUGAACCGAUGAAUGUAUGUAUUGUAGAGGAGGGAAGCACAAGAGGCUGAGUAGAAAGUAGAUAUGUUGCAUGAUCAAUAUCUCAUUGCGACUGUACCACGCCCAUGUUCAACUGGACUAUAACUUUUGCAAAGAUAACUUUAUCAUUGUUUGUAUAUAAAAGCACAUCUGUUCUGUAACAGUCCACAAAAUGAAUAAAAUUGUA
Molecule: messenger RNA, 2255 nt
Organism: Anoplopoma fimbria (sablefish)
Lineage: Eukaryota; Metazoa; Chordata; Actinopteri; Perciformes; Anoplopomatidae
Product: C5a anaphylatoxin chemotactic receptor 1
Exons: 3
Coding region: 39-1142 (367 amino acids)
Biological process (GO): phospholipase C-activating G protein-coupled receptor signaling pathway; complement receptor mediated signaling pathway; inflammatory response
Cellular component (GO): plasma membrane
Molecular function (GO): complement component C5a receptor activity; G protein-coupled receptor activity
Source: RefSeq, a predicted model, not a curated record